CUUUCAACCCGAUCAGCCUCUUCAAAACUGCGCUGAGCACCACAACGAAGAAGAACAUGACAAGGAGGAGGAGGGUGAUCCGCGGCACAAACAUGAAGAAGAACAUACUGAGGAGGGGGAUGCUCCUCAGCAUCAACAUGAAGAUGAACAUGAACACGAGGAGGCCCAUUAAUAUUAUUAAUUCACAUAAAUUGGAACCCUUUUUUCUUUUGUUUCAUUUAUGGUUUUUUUUUUUUUUUUUUUUUUUUGAAAUUCAGCGAUCUAUAUUAUGGGUUUCGUUGGUUUUGUAUAAUUUAGUUCCCUAAGACAAAAUUUUUGGCAAUGUAGUUUUACAUAAUUUUUUAGCUCUCUAAUCUAGUUCAUAAGAAACUAAGCAAAUAUUAUCUAUUCUAUAAAAGAAAUCAAGAACCUAGUUUGAAGUAUUUAUUUCCUCAGGCAUGGUCAUGGGUUCGAGUCCUAACAUAUGUGUAGUGUGUGUGAGUUUAGUAAUUAUCACCCUUAUCAAUAGAAAAAGUCUCAAAAAACAUAAAUCAAGAAGAAUGUCAAUCCAUAAACUAAACACUAGUUGAUGAAAAAACUUCACACCAAAAAAGAUGGAGAAAUUUUAGGGGAAGGGUGGAUAGUUGAUAUCAAAAUGCAAUGAUAACUAACAAGAAAAUGUCAUGAAUGAAAAAAAUAAAGAACAUUAUUAUAAACAAUUGGGAUCGGUUGAGACGGUUAUCAAAUAGAUCAAACUAAUAAUUAAAUUAUAAAUUGUGGUUCAAUUUAGUUCAGUUUAAAAUUAGACUAUUUUAGAAUAAAAAUCGAUCAACUAUGUAUAAUUAACUUAAUUUGGACAAUUUGAACGAUUUUUUUUUUUUUACCGACAACAAAGAUUAGAAUAUAGGCCCUCAUAUUUUAAAAUUCUAUUUGGCUAUGAGGAUUUUGGUGUGUUACCUACUUAGAAUUUAGAUCAUGUGCUGAUCUUUUUGUGUAUCUUGUACCUAUGUCUAAAAACCACGUCGUUUCGACUGCCUCACGACUGAUUUCAAUGGGCCAGGCCAACCCAUCCCACAAUUGAGAAGGCUGAUUGUGGAUCAAUUGAAGCAAAGGUCCGUGAGGAAAUAAUAAAUUAAUAAUUAAAGGAAAAAAUAUGGAAAAAGAAAGGCCAGAAGUCUUAGCUCCCAACGGUCGAAAUUUUAAAAUUCCUACCGACUGUUUUCAGGCGUUACAAAUCCCUGUAGCUCCUUCUUAAACCCCCACCGCUGCAAAACCAGCCUCUAUCUCAUUCUGUCAAAAGUUCAAUAUUCCAUUCAAAAUCUCCCGGAAUUUCUCAGAAUCCGAGCAAAUCUGCCUCAAUUUUCUCAGAUUUUUCAUUCUCUUCACAAACCCAAUUCAAUUCUUGCUCUACAUAAUCCAAUUUCUAACUCUGUUUAUUUAUUCAUAAUUUUUUCGCAGGUUCCUUAUGGACCCAGAAAACAUUGAUUGGGGCAGCAUAGAAUCUGUGUUCGUCGAAGAUGAGACGUACGAGAACUUCGAAGCGCCUAAGUGGGUCGACCUCUCCAGCCCAGAUGAGCUCAUUGGCGAUGAAGCCUGGUUCUGCGGUCCUGAUUGCAACCAUCCGAAGGCGACUGAGGAUUUUCUCAAAUCAGCACGUAAUCUAAAGGUGAAGCUUCUAAGAUCUUUAUCCAUUUCUGAAAUCCUUCCUUUUAGGGAAAGGAAUCGGAGAGAUGUGAAGGUAAAACGGGUAGAAAUCAAACCACCUUUAGCUGCAGCAGAGUUUCCCGAGACGAAAACCGAAAAUUUGAAUUCUUUAUGCAAUGUGUACGAAGAGAGUGAGAACAAGAAUCCCAACUUCCCACCUCCGGUUCCGCUUUCGAAAACCAAAACAACGAAGGCUCCAAUGAAUCCAAGCAAUGUGAAGAAGAAAGCAGUGGAUGAAUCAUCUCAUGGUUCAUCAAAUUUUGGUAGGAAACCGCAGCUAAAGAGUACUUUCUCCGCCAGUAAUUUACUUGGCGGGCGGGCAAUGUUGAAUCAAAUCACGGAAUUUUGUGCGGAAUUGAAGAAAUUGGCAAGACGGGGUUCGAGAAAAGGUGGAUCAUCUGAGAAACUUGGUUUGAAGGAGAGGGUUAGAGAGAGGAUCCCUCUGAUUGUUAGAGAAGGGAAGGUCUAAGAAAUGGAACAGAGUAAAACAGAAGGGAAGCCCAAGCAAUGGAACAGGGGAAAACAGAGGAAGCUAGGGAAGGCCAAGUCUAACCAAUCAUUACACUACAGUUAUCAUCUAAUUCAAGAUGUAAAUUGAAAUUGCAUUUGGAGUGCAUACAUAUGAUUUUUUUUUUUCUUUUUAAUUAUCGCUAUGAUAACAGGAUAUGAAGGUUACACAUUAUUUUUUCCAGCCAAGGAAAAAAAAAAAAAAGAGUUUA
Molecule: messenger RNA, 2402 nt
Organism: Prunus persica (peach)
Lineage: Eukaryota; Viridiplantae; Streptophyta; Magnoliopsida; Rosales; Rosaceae
Exons: 4
Coding region: 1445-2152 (235 amino acids)
Source: RefSeq, a predicted model, not a curated record